GCGGGCUCUGGCACUUGCACUCUCGCCUUCCAGCACCUCUUCUCCCCCGGCUGCGCCCGUUCCCCCUUCCCCUCCACCCUCCGUACCCGCUCCCACCUCCCCCUCCCUCGACCCUUCGACCACCGCUUCCGUCAUGCCCUUCUCUGGAGUGACUGGUGCGACCAACGGGGCCAGCGUGCCUGCUGGCGACGCCGACGAGUACGAGUGGGACCACUCGAAGGUUGGCCACUUCAUCGGCGGCAACUCGCUCGAGUCGGCGCCUCCUUCUCGUGUCGCCAACUGGGUCCGCUCGCGCGGUGGCCACACGGUCAUCACCAAGAUCCUCAUCUGCAACAACGGUAUCGCCGCCGUCAAGGAGAUCCGCUCGGUGCGCAAGUGGGCGUACGAGACGUUCGGCUCGGAGCGCGCCAUCGAGUUCGUCGUCAUGGCGACGCCCGAGGACCUGCGCGUCAACGCCGACUACAUCCGCAUGGCCGACCAGUACGUCGAGGUGCCCGGCGGCACCAACAACAACAACUACGCCAACGUCGACGUCAUCGUCGACGUCGCCGAGCGCACGGGUGUCCACGCUGUCUGGGCCGGCUGGGGUCACGCCUCGGAGAACCCUCGCCUGCCCGAGUCGCUCGCCGCGUCCAAGCACAAGAUCGUCUUCAUCGGUCCUCCCGGGUCGGCCAUGCGCUCGCUCGGCGACAAGAUCUCGUCGACCAUCGUCGCGCAGCACGCCAAGGUGCCCUGCAUGGACUGGUCCGGCACUGGCAUCGACGAGGUGACGACGACCGACGACGGCCUCGUCACCGUCACCGACGAGGUGUACCAGAAGGCGUGCGUCCACGACGCCGACGAGGGCCUCGAGCGUGCGGCCAAGAUCGGGUACCCGGUCAUGAUCAAGGCGUCCGAGGGCGGCGGCGGCAAGGGCAUCCGCAUGGUCAGCAAGGACGCCGACUUCAAGCAGUCGUUCCAGGCCGUCCUCACCGAGGUUCCCGGCUCGCCCGUCUUCAUCAUGAAGCUCGCCGGUGCCGCUCGCCACCUCGAGGUGCAGGUCCUCGCCGACCAGUACGGCAACGCCAUCUCGCUCUUCGGCCGCGACUGCUCGGUCCAGCGUCGCCACCAGAAGAUCAUCGAGGAGGCGCCCGUCACGAUCGCCGGGCCCGAGCGCUUCGAGGAGAUGGAGAAGUCGGCCGUGCGCCUCGCCAAGCUCGUCGGCUACGUGUCGGCCGGCACGACCGAGUUCCUGUACUCGGCCGCCGACGACAAGUUCGCCUUCCUCGAGCUCAACCCGCGCCUCCAGGUCGAGCACCCGACGACCGAGAUGGUGUCGGGCGUCAACCUGCCGGCCGCCCAGCUCCAGAUCGCCAUGGGCAUCCCGCUCCACCGCAUCCGCGACAUCCGCACGCUGUACGGCAAGUCGCCGCACGGUCGGUCGCUCAUCGACUUUGACUUUGAGAACCCCGAGUCGACCAAGACGCAGCGCAAGCCGGCGCCAAAGGGCCACGUCGUCGCCGUCCGUAUCACGGCCGAGAACCCGGACGCCGGCUUCAAGCCGUCGAUGGGCACCCUCCAGGAGCUCAACUUCCGCUCGAGCACGAACGUGUGGGGCUACUUCUCGGUCGGCUCGGCCGGUGGCCUGCACGAGUUUGCCGACUCGCAGUUCGGCCACAUCUUCGCGUACGGCUCGGACCGCGGCGAGUCGCGCAAGAACAUGGUCGUCGCCCUCAAGGAGCUGUCGAUCCGCGGCGACUUCCGCACGACGGUCGAGUACCUCAUCAAGCUCCUCGAGACCGAGGCGUUCGAGGACAACACGAUCACGACGGCCUGGCUCGACAACCUCAUCUCGAUGCGCCUCACGGCCGAGCGCCCCGACACGACGCUCGCCAUCAUUUGCGGCGCCGCGACCAAGGCCCACCUCGCGUCCGAGGCCAACGUCGCCGAGUACAAACGCAUCCUCGAGAAGGGCCAGACGCCCGCCAAGGAGCUCCUCGCGACCGUCGUCCCGCUCGAGUUCGUCAUCGAGGACGUCAAGUACCGCGCGACGGCGUCGCGCUCGUCGCCGACGACGUGGUCGAUCUACGUCAACGGCUCGUCGGUCGCGGUCGGCGUCCGGCCCCUCGCCGACGGCGGCCUCCUCGUCCUCCUCGACGGCCGCUCGUACACGUGCUACGCCAAGGAGGAGGUCGGCGCCCUGCGCCUCUCGAUCGACUCGCGCACGGUCCUCAUCGCCCAGGAGAACGACCCGACCCAGCUCCGCUCGCCGUCGCCGGGCAAGCUCGUGCGCUACUUCAUCGAGAGCGGCGAGCACAUCUCGAAGGGCGAGGCCUACGCCGAGAUCGAGGUCAUGAAGAUGAUCAUGCCCCUCAUCGCGGCCGAGGACGGCAUCGCGCAGUUCAUCAAGCAGCCAGGAGCGACGCUCGAGGCGGGCGACAUCCUCGGCAUCCUCUCGCUCGACGACCCGAGCCGCGUCAACCACGCCAAGCCGUUCGACGGCCAGCUGCCGCAGCUCGGCCUGCCGAGCAUCAUCGGCAACAAGCCGCACCAGCGCUUCGCCUACCUCAAGGAGGUCCUCGGCAACAUCCUCGCCGGGUACGACAACCAGUCCAUCAUGCAGGCGAGCAUCAAGGAGCUCGUCCAGGUCCUCCAGACGCCCGAGCUCCCGUACGGCGAGGCCAACGCCGUCCUGUCGACCCUGUCGGGCCGCAUCCCGGCCAAGCUCGAGCAGGCGCUGCGCCAGUCGAUCGACUCGGCCGCCGCCGGCGGCGCCGAGUUCCCGUCGCCCAAGCUGCGCAAGCUCAUCGACUCGUGCCUCGACGAGCUGCGCCCGACCGAGGCCCAGACGAUCCGCAACUUCCUCGUCGCGUUCGACGACAUCGUGUACCGGUACCGCGCCGGCCUCAAGCACCACGAGUGGGCGACGCUCGCCGGCCUCCUCGGCCUGUACGCCGAGACUGAGAAGCCCUUCUCGGCGCGCGACAACGAUGUCGUCCUCGAGCUGCGCGAGCUGUACCGCGACGCGCCCGACACGGUCGUCAAGCUCGUCCUGUCGCACUACAAGGCGGCGAGCAAGAACACGCUCGCGCUCGCGCUCCUCGACAUCGUCAAGGGGUCCGACACGAUCCCGCUCGUCGAGGAGGUCGUGAGCCCGGUCCUCAAGGAGCUCGCCGAGCUCGACUCGAAGGCGACGACCAAGGUGUCGCUCAAGGCGCGCGAGGUCCUCAUCCACACCCAGCUCCCGUCGCUCGACGAGCGCCUCCACCAGCUCGAGUCGAUCCUCAAGGCCUCGGUCACGACGACCGUGUACGGCGCCGUCGGGCCCUCGGACCGCACCCCUCGCGGCGACGUCCUGCGCGACGUCAUCGACAGCCGGUUCACCGUGUUCGACGUCCUGCCGGGCUUCUUCCAGCACCAGGACCAGUGGGUCGCCCUCGCCGCGCUCGACACGUACGUGCGCCGCGCGUACCGCUCGUACAACCUCAUCAACCUCGAGCACGUCGAGGCCGACGCCGCCGAGGACGAGCCGUCGACGGUCGCGUGGUCGUUCCGCAUGCGCAAGGCGGCGAGCGAGUCGGCGCCGACGACGCCGACGACCGGCCUCACGUCGCAGCGCACGGCGUCGUACUCGGACCUCACGUUCCUCCUGAACCAGGCCCAGAGCGAGCCGAUCCGCUACGGCGCCAUGUUCUCGAUCAAAUCGCUCGACAACCUCGAGCGCGAGCUCACGGCCGUCAUGCGCCACUUCCCCGACUCGGGUCGCGGCAAGAUCGAGCAGGCGCCGCAGGCCCAGUCGAGCCAGGACUCGUGGAACGUCGUCAACGUCGCCCUCACCGUGCCCGGCCAGGCCCACGACCUCGACGAGGACGCGCUCCGCGCCCAGUUCGCCCACGUCAUCAACGCCCUGAGCGGCCAGAUGGACCGCCACGGCAUGCGUCGCCUCACGCUCCUCAUCUGCCGCGAGGGCCAGUACCCGUCGUACUACACGCUCCGCAAGCAGGACGGCCAGUGGAAGGAGCUCGAGACGAUCCGCGACAUCGAGCCGGCGCUCGCGUUCCAGCUCGAGCUCGGCCGCCUGUCCAACUUCAACCUCGAGCCGUGCCCCGUCGAGAACCGCCAGAUCCACAUCUACUACGCGACGGCCAAGGGCAACUCGUCCGACUGCCGCUUCUUCGUGCGCGCCCUCGUCCGCCCGGGUCGCCUGCGCGGCAGCAUGAAGACGGCCGACUACCUCGUCAGCGAGUCGGACCGCCUCAUCACCGACGUUCUCGACACGCUCGAGGUCGUGAGCGCUCAGCGCCGUGCCGCCGACGGCAACCACAUCUCGCUCAACUUCCUGUACAGCCUGCGCCUCGACUUUGAGGAGGUCCAGACGGCCCUCGCCGGCUUCAUCGACCGCCACGGCAAGCGCUUCUGGCGCCUGCGCGUGACGGGCGCCGAGAUCCGCAUCGUCAUCGAGGACGCCCAGGGCAACAUCCAGCCGAUCCGCGCCAUCAUCGAGAACGUGUCGGGCUUCGUCGUCAAGUACGAGGCGUACCGCGAGGUGACGACCGACAAGGGCCAGGUCAUCCUCAAGUCGAUCGGCCCGCAGGGCGCGUUCCACCUCCAGCCGGUCAACUUCCCGUACCCGACCAAGGAGUGGCUCCAGCCCAAGCGCUACAAGGCCCACGUCGUCGGCACGACGUACGCGUACGACUUCCCCGACCUGUUCCGCCAGGCGAUCCGCAAGCAGUGGAAGGCGGUCGGCAAGACGGCGCCCGCCGAGCCGCUCGUCGCCAAAGAGCUCGUCCUCGACGAGUUCGGCGUCCCGCAGGAGGUCGCGCGCCCGCCCGGCACCAACAACAUCGGCAUGGUCGGCUGGGUCUUUACGAUCUGCACGCCCGAGUACCCGUCGGGCCGCCGCGUCGUCGCCAUCGCCAACGACAUCACGUUCAAGAUUGGCUCGUUCGGGCCCGACGAGGACCGCUACUUCUUCGCCGUGACCGAGCUCGCGCGCAAGCUCGGCUUGCCGCGCAUCUACCUGUCGGCCAACUCGGGCGCCCGCCUCGGCAUCGCCGACGAGCUCGUCGACCAGUUCAGCGUCGCGUGGAUCGACGCCUCGCGCCCGGAAAAGGGCUUCAAGUACCUGUACCUCACGCCCGAGAAGCUCGGCGAGCUCAACAACAAGGGCGACAAGAGCGUCAUCACGACCAAGGUCGACGAGGACGGCGAGACGCGGUACCAGAUCACCGACAUCAUCGGCCUCCAGGACGGCCUCGGCGUCGAGUCGCUCAAGGGCUCGGGCCUCAUCGCCGGCGAGACGUCGCGCGCGUACGACGACAUCUUUACGAUCACGCUCGUCACGGCGCGCUCGGUCGGCAUCGGCGCGUACCUCGUCCGCCUCGGCCAGCGCGCCGUCCAGGUCGAGGGCCAGCCGAUCAUCCUCACGGGCGCCGGCGCGCUCAACAAGGUGCUCGGUCGCGAGGUCUACUCGAGCAACCUGCAGCUCGGCGGCACGCAGAUCAUGUACAAGAACGGCGUGUCGCACCUGACGGCCGCCAACGACCUCGAGGGCGUCCUCAGCAUCGUCCAGUGGCUCUCGUUCGUGCCCGAGUCGCGCGGCGCGCCGCUCCCGAUCCUCCCCUCGGUCGACUCGUGGGACCGCACGAUCGAGUACCAGCCGAUCAAGGGCGCGUACGACCCGCGCUGGUUCCUCGCCGGCAAGACGGACGAGACGGACGGCCGCUGGCUGUCGGGCUUCUUCGACAAGGGCACGUUCCAGGAAACCCUCAGCGGGUGGGCCCAGACGGUCGUCGUCGGCCGCGCUCGCCUCGGCGGCAUCCCGUUCGGCGCCAUCGCGGUCGAGACGCGCACGGUCGAGCGCAUCGUGCCCGCCGACCCGGCCAACCCGCUCUCAAACGAGCAGAAGAUCAUGGAGGCCGGCCAGGUCUGGUACCCGAACUCGGCCUUCAAGACGGGCCAGGCGAUCGCCGACUUCAACCGCGAGGGCCUGCCGCUCAUCAUCUUUGCCAACUGGCGCGGCUUCUCGGGCGGCCAGCAGGACAUGUUCGACGAGGUCCUCAAGCGCGGCUCGCUCAUCGUCGACGGCCUCUCGGCGUACAAGCAGCCCGUCUUCGUCUACAUCGUGCCCAACGGCGAGCUUCGAGGCGGCGCCUGGGUCGUCCUCGACCCGUCGAUCAACAACAACGGCAUGAUGGAGAUGUACGUCGACGAGACGGCGCGCGCCGGCGUCCUCGAGCCCGAGGGCAUCGUCGAGAUCAAGCUCCGCAAGGACAAGAUCCUCGCCCUCAUGGACCGCCUCGACCCGACCUACCACUCGCUCAAGGCCAAGAGCACCGACGCCAGCCUCUCGCCCGCCGACGCCGCCUCGGUCAAGACCGACCUCGCCGCUCGCGAGAAGGUCCUCCUCCCGCUGUACCAGCAGAUCGCGCUCCAGUUCGCCGACCAGCACGACCGCGCCGGACGUAUCCUCGCCAAGGGCUGCGCUCGCGACAGCAUCGUCUGGAGCGAGGCUCGCCGCUACUUCUACCUGCGCGCCAAGCGUCGCAUCCUCGAGGAGGCCGCCAUCACCCGCAUCGCCGCCGCCAACCCGUCGCUCUCGCGCGAGGACAAGCUCGCCUACCUCGCCCAGGUCAUCCCGGCCGACGUCGACCUCUCGAGCGACGCCGCCGUCGCCGACGCCCUCGAGAAGGCGGCGAGCGACAUCACGGCCACGGUGCGCACGGCGCGCACGUCGGCCAUCGCCGCCCAGAUCGCGUCGCUCGCGACCGAGGACGGCGCCGCCUUCGCCGAGGGCCUUCGUGCCGCGCUCGGCGACAAGCUCGACGCCGAGACGGUCGCCAAGCUCCAGCAGGUCCUUUCGCAGUAGUAGAUAGACUCGUUUCCCUCUCUCUCGUUCUCGUUCUCUCUCUCUCUCUCCCUCCUCUUGGUUCUCUCUCUCUCUCUCGCGCGCUCUCUCUCCCCUCUGCCCCUCUCUCCCUCUUUCUCUCUUAGUACCCCCGUCUCCUUCCUCUUCCCUACGGUCCUUAGGGCGCCGCGCGCCUCUCUCUCCUUCCCUUGGCUAGUCACGUGAAUACGUCUCUCUGCAACCGGUUCUCUCUCCUUGGUCCA
Molecule: messenger RNA, 7092 nt
Organism: Rhodotorula graminis WP1
Lineage: Eukaryota; Fungi; Basidiomycota; Microbotryomycetes; Sporidiobolales; Sporidiobolaceae
Exons: 10
Coding region: 134-6850 (2238 amino acids)
Biological process (GO): fatty acid biosynthetic process
Molecular function (GO): metal ion binding; acetyl-CoA carboxylase activity; ATP binding
Source: RefSeq, a predicted model, not a curated record